GUAUUAGCAUAUGGACUCGAGCCACUGUUUCUCUCCAGCGACGAGUUACCACACAAGCUGGACAUCGAGGAUAUAUGUGACAGUCUAACAUCGGGACGGCAGCAGUGACCACACCCUAGCUAUGCAGUUGUCGGAGGUGUUGUGUACAAUAACGCUGUUACUGUCGUUACAGGACCAGUCAGUCUUUGCACAAAGUAGGAAAUGUCCAAAGCUGUCAUUGCCAAAUGGUCGCGUGAAGAUGCGGGCCAGGGGAAAGUUUGCCUACUUCAAGUGUAAGAAGAGAUAUACGAGACUUGGAGACAGGUUUGCUGUGUGCCUGCAAUCAGAGACGUGGAGCCACCCAACACCUAUAUGUAUCUCACGCGGUUGUCCAUCCUUAGGAGCUCUCCCUCAGAUGGAGGUGGAGGAGAGCUACAAUGGCGCCCUUCUCAAGUUCACCUGUCCAAUUGGAACCAAACGCACAGGACCGGAAGUCCUCACCUGUGACGGUCGAGAGUGGAGUGAGGACCCCCCUACCUGCGACAUCGGCUACACAAUGGAGUGUGACUUUGAAGAGGAGGGCAUCUGUGGAUGGAGUCAGGACACCUUCGACAACUUUGAGUGGACGAGGAUGUCGGGGACUACACCGACAAUGAGUACAGGACCUCCCGGUGACCACACAACGGGCUCAGGCUUCUACUUGUUUAUUGAGAGUUCGAGUCCAAGGAAAGCCGGGGACGCUGCUCGGCUUAUCUCACCGGCUUACCCACCCACACUCCGGAACAUGUGCUUUGAGUUCUGGUACCAUAUGAAGGGACCUUCGGACGACGACGCUGUUGGAAGUCUGGAAGUUUAUAUCCAACCCGCCUCAGUCAACAUUGACGAAAUUGAUCCCGAGUUUUACCUUGACGGUAACCAAGGAAACAAGUGGCAUCGCGGUCUUGUGAAGAUCCCAGACCAAGACGAGAUAUUCAAGAUCGUGAUAGUUGGGACAAGGAAAGAAGCUUUUGUCAGCGACAUCGCCAUUGAUGACCUUCGGAUGUUCAAUUGUUCAGAAGAAACUACAACGACGAUGCCAGUAACAACAGCAGCGACAACAACUGUGGUCGUAACGUCAACUACUGCCGACAGAGUGACAACAAGUCGUGCCAGUUCCACAUCUGUCAGUUCCACGCGCGCGAUGAUGAAGAACGUUACCACAGAAAUAGUGCCUUCUGUCAAAACGACUUUGCUUGUACCCACGACUGCUAAACCUGUCACUUCAUCUGUGUCUUCCAUUACUACAACUGUUUUGACAACGUUACAAACAACACCUACUACGGCAAGCACAUCAACAACUACAACGUCAACAUCUACCACAACGAAGCCGACAACCAAAAGACAAACCUCAACAGUGAGAUCGUCUACGAAGCUGUCCACCACUACAAAGAAACCAACUGUCAAGAUGACGUCAACGCCUGUAACAACGACAACUGCUCCUACAUCGACACGACAGCAAACGUCAAGUUCAACAUCAUCGCCAGUGACAUCAGUCUACAGUUUCAGCAGCGAAACCCAAACCAACGCCACCAAUGCGAACGUCACCGUCAACAAAGGGGAUUCUCCGUACGUCACGCACGGGCUGCAGUCAACGUCAAAACGUCCUGAUGACAAUAUCACGUCAUCAGGUGACGAUGAACCUUUUACAGGUAAUGACAGCAAUACGUCGCCAGCUUCUGUUACAAACAAUACGGCAGCAACCGCAACAACAUCAACAGGCAGUGGAGGAGUACCAAAUGUAAGGAACUCGAAGAAAAAUAGAGCUGGUGGGGUCAUGCCUCUUAUUAUAGGGAUCUCUGCUGGGAUUGUUUUGGGGAUGAUUGUCAUUGGUAUCCUUGCAUGGCUGUGGACACGGAACCAGCGCAAGAAGAAGGAACAGGAAGCAGCGGAAGAUGAACUGAACAUGCUCACAACAUCAGAUGCAGCGAGUUAUAAUUAUAAUUAAAAUUAAUUAUUGAAAUAUGAAUUGAAACUUGAUACUAAGUCAAUGGUUCAGUUUGAAGCAAUUUAAUCAAGGUGGCGUUUGAAUAGGAAAUAUAACUUUAUAUUCGUCUUCCGUCUGCAAUACCUUUCAUGAACUGAUUUAGAAAAUGCGAAAUAGUUGGUAAAAUCUAUUUAAAAACGUUAUUAAACUAAAUUUGAAAACUUAACAUAAAAAAACGUUAUUAAACUAAAUUUGAAAACUUAACAUAAUUUUAAUAGUUAAAUGAUGAAGUACUGUACACUCUGUACCUCAGCGUGAGAUUUUGUAAAUUAAGAAAUACAUUACUCUGAGCCGUACGUUUAAGCACUUAGAAAUAUAUGGGAUAAUUAGUACAUUCAUCAACAUCAUUCAAUAAUUUCGCUAACCAAGAAAUAAUAUCUAAAUGCUAAAACACGAUGUAUUAUUCAAAGCUGAAUACUAUCCCAAAUACUGUCUGCUUUCAUGAAAAAUGAAAAUGGUUUUAAAAAUCCAAUUGCAUGACUUUGGUAAUAGCUUGGAAUUUCAUGAAGUUCCAAAAACCCUUGGUAAUGGUUACAUCAUAAUUACCUGGAUGUUACCAACAAAACCAUUCUUGUCAUAUGAGAUUGAUCCCAAUGUCAAACGAAGGGGUAUUUGUAUAUACGUUUUGGUGAGAGGGUGGAUAUGCAAGAUUUCUUUCGAAUAAUAUGCUCUUGUAGUUUGAAGCUGACAUCUGCAAUACUUUCUUUAGAGAUAGAAUGUAUAAAAUGCAAAUACUGUUCAAUUUAUAACAUUGGCUAUAUGACAUAUAUUAUAUGAAGCAAGAAUAUUAUUUUUUCUUAUUUUCUUUCUUAUCUCCAUCAAAACUAAAAGGGUGUUCCGUUUCUUGUAGAUAAAGCUUGCAAGGUACUGACUGAAGUAUAACAGUAGCUGGUUUGAAUGUUGAAUGUUCAGUGAAAAUGUCUACCUGAUUAGCUGUAAAUGUGAAAGAAAACGUUUUUUUCAUUUAUGCUUUCUAUGAACACACGGUUUCAUGUGUAGUAAAUACUCUUUCUAAUACUCUUUCUAAAUGUGAAAGAAAACGUUUUUUCGUUUAUGCUUUCUAUGAACACACGGUUUCAUGUGUAGUAAAUACUCUUUCUAAUACUCUUUCUAAAUGUGAAAGAAAACGUUUUUUCGUUUAUGCUU
This is a messenger RNA of Haliotis rubra (blacklip abalone), 3148 nucleotides long. Its product is annotated as zonadhesin-like. Lineage: Eukaryota; Metazoa; Mollusca; Gastropoda; Lepetellida; Haliotidae. The transcript is spliced from 8 exons. Gene Ontology annotation, cellular component: membrane. The record is from RefSeq and is a predicted model, not a curated record. The coding region runs from base 122 to 1963 and encodes 613 amino acids.